Molecule: messenger RNA, 4656 nt
Organism: Mus caroli (Ryukyu mouse)
Lineage: Eukaryota; Metazoa; Chordata; Mammalia; Rodentia; Muridae
Gene: Bmf
Product: Bcl2 modifying factor
Biological process (GO): apoptotic process; negative regulation of autophagy; positive regulation of apoptotic process
Cellular component (GO): myosin complex
Source: RefSeq, a predicted model, not a curated record
UCAUCAGCUGUUUGCGGGAUGCCCGGAGCGGGCGUAUUUUGGAAACAAUACCGCGCGGUGUGCCGUGGCCUCCUCCCGCGCCAGCUUGAGCCUGCAGCAGUCGCUGCGGCAGCCCGCGCCACCACCUCCCACCGCAGCCCGCUGGAGUUUGCCCCCUUCUUCCCAAUCGAGUGUGGGCACCAAGCCCCCCGAGUGUUCUUCACCCUGGACCCUGGCGCAGAGCCCUGGCAUCACAACUCGGAGGCUGAGACGCUGUCCUGGAGUCACCCAGGAGAGAUGGAGCCACCUCAGUGUGUGGAGGAGCUAGAAGAUGAUGUGUUCCAGUCAGAGGAUGGGGAGCCGGGGACCCAGCCUGGGGGCUUGCUCUCUGCUGACCUGUUUGCCCAGAGCCAGCUGGACUGUCCCCUCAGUCGACUCCAGCUCUUUCCUCUCACCCACUGCUGUGGUCCCGGACUCCGGCCCAUAAGCCAGGAAGACAAGGCCACUCAGACCCUCAGUCCAGCUUCCCCAAGCCAGGGUGUCAUGCUGCCUUGUGGGGUGACAGAGGAACCCCAGAGACUCUUUUACGGCAACGCUGGCUACAGGCUUCCUCUCCCUGCCAGUUUCCCUGCAGGCUCACCCCUUGGGGAGCAGCCCCCUGAAGGACAGUUCCUUCAGCACCGAGCAGAGGUGCAGAUCGCCAGAAAGCUUCAGUGUAUUGCAGACCAGUUCCAUCGGCUUCAUACGCAACAACACCAGCAGAACCGAGACCGUGCGUGGUGGCAGGUCUUCCUCUUCCUUCAAAACCUCGCCCUGAACAGACAAGAAAACAGGGAAGGGGUGGGUCCCUGGUGAGGCUGGACCGCCCUAGUCGGAUGGAUCACCAGAAAUGCAGUCUGGAACAGACAUUCUGGGAGGACAGAUACUGUCUUGUCAAGUUUUGUUAUCCUUAAUUUUCUAUCCAUGUGUACAUAUUACAUGCCCCAGUGGGAUCUUCUUUCCCCGUUCAGAACCUCCACUGGGGAUGGGGGCCUUUGUCAAACACUGUUGAAGGAGAGGCAGCUGUGUCUGCUGGUAGAGUUCCUAAGGCUCUGAAGAUGACCAGUUGGUGAUGUUCUCCAGGAAGUGGACUGAGACUUGCUACCGGAGCUGGUUAAGUCAGGUUAGGCUCCCAGUACCAUCAAACGUGUCAGCCUUCCUUUGUGCCUGAUGGGUCAUGGCUUUAGCCCAUCAGGACCCUGUCUGGAGCUUCCUGGCUAAGAACAACUGUGCCUUGGCUAGCCAGCUUCACGUCUGGGUUCCCACUUGGCACAGCCAGCGCCCACCGCAUGGGCUCAGGGAUUCUUACUCAGACGCUGUCAACCUCCGGAAGACCUCAGGGAGGGUCGGACUUCUCCAAGAACCCCUCAAAGGUGCCACAAAAUGAAUCAAACUUGAGAGGCUUCAAGUCUGACUUGGUCCUACAUGGAAGCCCCUUGAUUGGUCCCCAAGGGUGCAAACUACUGCCACCUUUGCUGGAGCCAAGUAGCCAGUCACCAUGCCGUUGUACCCAGUGGCCUGUGCCUUUGUCAGCUCUGUUUUCAGAAGACCCUGCCAAUGACUGGACUGGAUCUGUCUGCAUCCACCUUAGCAUAAGCACUUGGAGAUGGGGUGGGCUUGCUGGGGGCGUGGGAACCCAGCAGCCAUCCCACUGAUAAGUUGGUCCCAGGGGAAUCCUAGACCUCUUGGUUUCCUUGGAAACAUGUACCUCCUCCCCCUUACCCCCAUUCCUUUUCUGUACCUAGUGGGAUACAGGAAGUAGCUAGGACUGAGGCUUUGUCAGCUGAAAAAGUGACUUUGGAAGUAACAGACAAUGUUUAGACUAUGGAACCUGCAGAGCUGACGCAUCUUGAAUCUUCCUUUAGCUUUCAGCUAGGCCAGAAGGGAGAGUUCUAGAACCCAGCAGGACCUUAGCUGCCUGGGAGCUCCUUCCUUCUCUCCCCGCUGCAGUGCUCAGGGAGGGAACGAAAAGCAGCUGAUCUUAGAAAUUAAGUCCUAAGUGUUAUGUAUGUAAGGAAAGACAUUGGUGCUAUAAUGAAGAUGAGCCAAGGCUCAAAGAAAGAUGGCUUCCCUAAACAAAGAAGAGCACAGGAUUAUUCAAGGACUUUGGAGGAGAAACUCAGAGUAGACUCAAAUUGAACAAGCCCAGUGACUCCCCAUUCUGCAGAAGUGGGGGGGGGGGCGGAUUUCAGUACCAUAAAAGGGCACCAGAUCUCCUGGGUGUACAGGUUGGGCAGGUUUCUCCCUGCACAAGGCUACCUACAGAGGGGGCUCAUAGAGGCUGAGGUCCAGCCUGUGCCCUGUUCUCUAGGCUGCACAUCCUGAUGUGGGCAGGGUGUGCCCAGAGUAAGGGAUGUCUUUCCUAAUUUGCACAAAGGUACUGUGUGCACUCUCAGUGGUCCUGAGGAGGACCUUAAGGCAUGUGUAUAAGCCUUUGUGUUUUUCUGCUCAGAUGACCUGGAGAUAUUACCUCUUCUUGGCCACAAUCAUUUUUCUCAGGGUCUAUACCAUAGUUCGUCUGCUAAGAAAGUGGGUUCCUGUUUGCAAGGAGAGGGGACCCAAGUAAUGACUAUGAAGACUGGUUCUGAGGCACACUAAUUAUUUGUGAAGCCCAGCCUUCCUACAUCCCACCCUCCCUGCAGUUUAGAUGUGUGUGGGACAUAUGUGGUCUUCCCCUUUCCUGGAUCAAGGCUAUGACAGGCAGGCUUCUGGUAUGUGCUUGGUACAUGUGCUACGCUACAUGUGCUUGGUGGUACAUGCGUGCCCCUCCCCAUAAAGAACCUUGUACUUCAGUUAUCUUUAACACGACUUAGUAGACUUUCCAUCUGUCCUAAGGCACGACUGUCAGCUUCAGCAACCUUGCCAGGUGCAGGCUGGGUACCCUGUGGCCUGAGAACUGAGCCCAGAGUUUGACCUGAAUAUUGAGCCUGGGACCAGGCAGAAGCUGGUCAGAAUGUACUGUCUUCAUUUUGGGCCAAGCCGGGACCAAACUUACUAACUCAGGCAAGUCAGGGUGAAACUUAAACCCUCUUUUAUCUUUCUCCAACCUGAAUCCAGGCUGGAGUUGAAGCUCAAUGAUAAAGAGCUUGCCUGUUGGUCAAGAGACCCUUGGAUAGAUCCCAGGACUGUAAAAUAUAAAUAAAUAAAAAUAUGCCCCCUCUCUCCAACCUCUUGGAGGCAGCUGGCAGCCCAGCUCAAGAAGGCAAGAGGUUCCCCCUGGCUGCUUGCUUUAAUUGGCCGGUGAUCUCUGCCUGGUGAAUUGGUUUUAUAGUCUCCGAGUCCAGCCCCUGGACAACCCCUCCCCUUUGCCUCUCCAGAACUCCAGGAGCUUGGCUGUCUCUAGUGAAGAGUGGAGAUUCAGAUUCAGAGGGAGGGAGGGUCUGACCUGUGUGGUGACCUGUAACCAGCUGAAGGCAACAGGCUUUUGUGGUGUGCUGAGGUUGGGGGGUGGGAGAGGAGCUGGAAAACUCGGUGUAGAAAUGCCCUAGAGGAACAGAAGCCCUGUAUUCAGGGCCAAACUGCUCUCCUAAUUCACAGUCCCCAGGAGGCAUUUCUCAAAGCCAGUGAACAGAUCUGGAGAGGAACAUCCCCCAGUCCCGUCACUGACUCCCCCAGGGAGACUGGGGUGGUACGCAGGAGAGUGGGGGGAGGGUGGGCACUUUGCCUGGCCCUGUCUCUCUGUUUCAAAGUUUGGCUGUGCUGUUCAGUUGUCCCCAGUGGCCUUGUCUUGCUCAAUCAGAGGUGGAAAAAGAUCACCUCCCGGUGACCUCCUUCGGGCCCCAGGGGAUGGGCUGUGUCCAGAGCUAUGUGGCAGAGCUUGUUUCCAGAGCUCAGAGAGGCCCUGCUGGCCUGCCUUGCUGCCCCAGUGGUGAAACCCAAGCCCAACACUGAGCAUGGUAGGGAGUGGGUGUUGGGGACAGUCUAGCCAAGGCCCCUGUCUGCCCAAGACUUUCCAGGAACUAAGCAGUGAGGUCACGGUGACAGUCCUGGUCAGCGAGGAGAAUAUUCUGACGAGAGCUUUCCCAUUCUGGGACUUGCUAGGGGGAGGGGGGGGGGUACCAGUGUAUGGAGUAACAAGACAUCAGCCUUCGUGGCUCUGCAGGAUUUGGGGGAAUCAGUACGGUGGCCACUGUGGCUGCUAUGAAGAUAAGGCCUUUUGGAGACAGACUGUCCUAGCCUGAUACCCUGGUUGGACCUAGAGGGAUACAGGGUGGAGCCACGGUCAUCUCAAGUUUCCCGGGGUUCCUGUGGGCUGCAGACCUAGGGGACAGAGCCUCAAGGAAGACAGCAGAGCAAAGCUGAGCUCUUCCAUAUAUGCCAGCUUUGGCCAAGGUGCUAUGAGGUCUAUGACCCCAGGCUUGCACUGCCCCUUUCUCUACAGUUGUCUGAUGUCCACCCCAUCUCUGGGUUCACAGAAACUGACACGGGGAGACCCAGUGAGAUGUAGCAUUUCCCUCAUCCCCAGUUUGGUUGGCCUGGGGUCUGGGCAUCCUGCCUUAAGGAAAGGAAUGGGGACCAUUAUUUUUUAACCUGUAUAUAAUAUUUGACCUUUUUUUUUGGUUCUUUAUAUGUAUACAUGUGUAAAUAUCCUCUCACCCAUCAAGUGGUACAGUUUUUAAUAAAACCAUUUAAAGCAGA